Molecule: messenger RNA, 2419 nt
Organism: Fundulus heteroclitus (mummichog)
Lineage: Eukaryota; Metazoa; Chordata; Actinopteri; Cyprinodontiformes; Fundulidae
Gene: ddx51
Product: DEAD (Asp-Glu-Ala-Asp) box polypeptide 51
Exons: 16
Coding region: 250-2211 (653 amino acids)
Cellular component (GO): nucleus
Molecular function (GO): ATP binding; nucleic acid binding
Source: RefSeq, a predicted model, not a curated record
GAAGGAGAAGUAGACGAAGAAGAAGAAGAAGCGGAGACUUGGUUGCGUCACAUUCCCGCGUCUAACACGCGUUAAAAGGGUAUUCUGUGUAUUGUUAGAAAGGACAGAAGCUGCUUGAAAGAAGAAAAACAUUUGUUGUGUUACUUUUUAGGGAACAUACGCGGUCCUUAUCAGUUCGAAUGGGAUUAUUUCAGAUAUCCAGAUCCACUGGGUUAUUUUUUCUUUAAAGGCUUUGAUCUACCAGUAUAAAUGUCACUGUUUCUUGUGAACAGGUAUCUUGGAGACGAUGAGGACGGAGUUAUCUCCAAGGAGUCCCAUUCCCAAGCGUUGCUAAGCAAACUUCAGCAGAAGGUGAAGCAGAAGCAAAGACAGAGUUUCACAAAAGAGAGAGAAUGGAUUGAAGAAGAAACAGAGAAGCAUGGAGUCACAGCGAUAUCCGAAGAUGAGAGACAAAGCAAUGGAAAGCAUCAACUUCACAAGAGAAAAUCAGAAGUCGGAGUUUUCUGUGAUAGAGCCACUAACAAGUAUGAGUCUGUGGGAAGAAAGAAGAGAAAGGGAGUGCCAGAUAUGAUGCAUAAGAAUCAACAGUCAGAUACGUCAGUGAAGGAUGUUUGUUCUGAGAGCUCAUCAUAUGAAACUGAGGGGGAACAGGAAUUGGAAGACAGAAAAAAGGACUCAUCUGCCCUGAGAGGAUUUCCUGUUCUUGGUGGUUUUGAAAGCAGAUCUGCCCAUAAGAUGAAGAGGGUCCUACCGCAGUGGCUUGCCGAGCCAGAUGUGAUUCACAGAGAUAUUAAAUGCAACCUGGUCCCCAUUUCUUCUACUUCUGGGGUUUCUGCUCAGCUCCUUCAGAAACUGGAGACUAAUGGAAUUCAGCAUUUUUUUCCAGUUCAGGCAGAGGUGAUUCCCGCCAUCUUGGAGGGUGUACAACAUGGACCUCUCAUUGGUAGAGGAGGUUACAGACCCAGAGAUAUCUGUGUAUCUGCACCAACAGGCAGUGGCAAGACUCUUUCCUUUGUCAUACCUGUCAUCCAGGUGCUAAUGGAGCGGGUGGUGUGUGAAAUCAGGGCUCUAGCUGUGCUUCCCACGAAAGAGCUUGCCCAGCAGGUGUACAAAGUGUUUACAUCAUACGCUGAAGGAACCCCUGUGAAAGUGGUCAUGCUGGUAGGUCAGAGAUCGUUUGCUGCAGAGUGUGCUUCACUUUCAGAGCAAAGAGGGAAUGUAAGGUGUAGUGCAGCAGACAUAGUUGUGGCUACUCCAGGUCGACUGGUUGAUCACAUUAACAAAAACUCAAGCUUAUGUCUGGAACACCUUAGAUUUCUUAUAAUUGAUGAAGCUGACAGGAUGAUCGACAGCAUGCACCAGUCAUGGCUCAGCCAGGUAGUGAAGGCAGUGUACUGUUCGAAGGCUGGGCCUGAAUCCAGAACCCUCUUCAGAAGAACAGACCCUGCAUGCAUCACAGCAUCCAGUUUAUCCCCUGCUCAGAUGCCACUUCAGAAGCUGCUUUUUUCUGCCACGCUUACUCAGAACCCAGAGAAGCUGCAACAGCUAGGCCUCCAGCAGCCCCAACUAUUCAGUUCAAUUCACAGCCCCUCCAACAGCACAACAGCAGACCCCACCAAGAAACAAGAUGGCUUCGACUUCCCUCAGGGACUUACGGAGUAUUAUGUUCCAUGUACGAUGAACAAGAAGCCCCUGCUCAUUCUUCACUUCAUCCUUUACUUGAAGCUCUGCCCCAUCCUGUGUUUCACCAACUCCAGAGAGACGGCGCACAGACUGUACCAUUUAGUGCAGCUAUUUGGUGGAGUGCAGGCAGCCGAGUUCUCCUCACGACUGUCUCCUGGUGAGAGGAAGAACACCCUGAAGGACUUCGAACAGGGGAAGAUCCAUCUACUGAUCAGCACAGAUGCAACUGCCAGAGGCAUCGAUGUUAACGGGGUCAAAUGUGUUGUCAAUUAUGAUGCUCCGCAGUACAUCAGGACCUACAUUCACAGGGUUGGAAGAACAGCGAGAGCUGGAAAACCUGGAUUGGCUUUUACCUUUCUGCUCAGAGUACAGGAGAAAAAUUUCCUUCGGAUGGUGAUGGAGGCAGGAAGCCCAGGAAUUCAGAAGCAGAUGAUUAAACCAGAAAGCCUGAAGGGGAUGGAAGUCCGGUAUGAGGAAAUCCUGCAGAAGCUAGCUGAUGUUAUUAAGGAUGAGAAUGCAAGACAUUGAGGCUACAUAUUUUCUUUUGUACUGAGACUACUCCUGAAAUUUAAUUAUGUACUAUCUUUGGAACAACUUUACUUGUUGAUUUUCCAGAAAAGAUUGGUAUGAUGCAGCUGUUCCUUGUAUUGUUAACUCAUUGAAUGUAAGGGGGUCUAAGGUGUUUACAUAUCAGCUCACAUAAUAAAAGAUCAUCUGAUCACUUGUUAUAGUUAGA